AGCAACAGCAGCUGCGUUCUCGCCAAGUAGCCGCAGUCAGCAAGCGGACAACACGUGGGUCUGACUUCAUUGAACAACGAUAUAUAUUUUUUCUUGUAGUGUCGUGUUUUCUCCCUUUUUCCUUUGCUAUUCAACUGUCGUCACGGCAGGCUGCGCGCCGCUGAGCACGACGUCAUUGUGAACACCGAUUUUGUCUUCUUUCUUCCUCUUAUUUUAUUUACUUCGUUUUCCGUCUGUGAAUUUCUUUUACUGUUUUCUACAGUUCUGUGCAUUUCUCAUUUUUUUACAGUUCCCUGCGUUGUUCCCCGCCGGUGCUUUUAUGCAGUGAAGUAUCGGUCUCAUAAACCAAGGACACACGCAUACACCCAUCCAAGCAUAUCUAUCUAUCUAUCCAUCUAUAUAUGAGCUGUCCAGAGCAAAUAAGCCAACACCACAGACACUAAGAACUUCUUUUCUGUCGUUGUUAUUGCAUGAAAGCGAGGAAUGUACGGACUUGAGCAAAAGCUGCUGGAGGUGACGAACGCGCGCACCGCCAACGUGCGCCACGUGAACCCUCUCUCCUGGUACGACCCGUUUCUGAGCUGGUUCCGCAGCAACUUCGACUCCACCGUGAACAAUGGCAUCCAAACCGCCCUGCAGAAGCUCAUCGAGAUCGGCGUCCCCAUCGCGGCCCGGUCUAUGAUCAACACCAUGUCCUACAAACUGGGUAACUCACAGCUGCCGGUCGACACCACCUUUGCCAAGUCGAGUGGGUGGGCCAUCGCCCUCAUCGUCGUGCUUUCUGUCGUCUGCGCGGCGGUGGUGGCGCUGGUAGCGUUUUGCAUCUGGUGGGAGCGCCGCCUGGAAAAGCGCAAGACGCGUACAGCGCGGAAGGCGGCGGCAACGAAUUGGAAUGAGGAGGAUGAGGAGGAGCACCCGCGCGUGCAAUCGCUCUCCAACUCACGCGGAAGCCGCAGCAGCGAUGACGACUUCGAUGAUGAUGAUGAUGAUGAUGAUGAUGAUGCACGCACGUCCUCUUUUGUGUCAGGCAGCGACAGCAGCGAAAGCGAUAGUGCAAGUGACGGCGACGAAGACACGGGCGAGGUGGAGGUGUUGACGCGGCAGACGCUGAAUUGA
Leptomonas pyrrhocoris is the source of this 1116-nucleotide messenger RNA. RefSeq lists its product as hypothetical. The transcript has a single exon. The record is from RefSeq and is a predicted model, not a curated record. The coding region runs from base 484 to 1116 and encodes 210 amino acids. Lineage: Eukaryota; Euglenozoa; Kinetoplastea; Trypanosomatida; Trypanosomatidae.